This is a messenger RNA of Panonychus citri (citrus red mite), 2671 nucleotides long. RefSeq lists its product as uncharacterized. The transcript has 2 exons. Bases 337 to 2061 code for a protein of 574 amino acids. The record is from RefSeq and is a predicted model, not a curated record. Lineage: Eukaryota; Metazoa; Arthropoda; Arachnida; Trombidiformes; Tetranychidae. Gene Ontology annotation, cellular component: nucleus. Gene Ontology annotation, biological process: regulation of DNA-templated transcription.
UUCACAUUCAGUAUUAACGAACAUCCCAGUUGAUGAUGACAAUGAUUCUCAAUGAGUUGUGGUUACAUUGUUGACAUUCAUCUUCUUUUAUUUUCUCUUCUGUUUUUUAUCCUCUCUAUAGGCUUUAAUUGUCUAUGAUUAAAGACGCUUAAUUAUGAAUGAUUAAUUGAUCCAUUAUUUCAUCUUUCUUCCAAUUGUGACUCUAAUUGUUUCUUGCAAGUUGAAUAUCAAGUGAUUAUUACGAUUGGAAGCCAAGGAACAAUCUCUGGAAUAAAAUUCUUGUUAAUCAUUUGGUUCAUCGACAUUUCAUCAGAUAUCAGUUCGAAGGGAUCGAAAAUGACUGAAGGAAAAAACGGUUCGUCGGAUAAUCCUGAGAAUGUUAAGAAUGACCUUACUGGUUGUUGUGUUAAAUCGCGAUUACCGAAAGAUAUGAAGAUCAAAUGUGGUCAAUUAUUCGGACCAUUUGCUGACCCACUUCAGUGGUUGGCGAUUAAAUGUACAGAACCUUCGAUGAUCAAUAACAUGAAUAAUCUUGAUAGAAAAUCAGCUGAUCUUUUCAAUAAAAUCGACGUUGCCAGAGAUCCAAAAGAACAAAAUAUGGAGAUAAUUCUUGUAAAUGGCCAAUUCUAUUUCCGAUCAACUGUUUCAAUCGAUGCUUCAUCCUCAUCAUCCUCGUCUUGUUCCUCUUCAUCUUCUUCCAACAAUAAUUCCAGCAAACUAUUGGCCUGGUUCGAUGAUGAUCUCAAUUCAAGAUUACCUUUGGCAUCAAUGGCAACUCUCAAUGGCUCGAAAAGAUAUUAUUGUAGUUUAUGUAAUCAAAUAUCUCUUUAUCCGAAUCCAGUUAUAAUCCAUAUAUUGUUUGAAUGUCCAAAAAGACAUGAGAUCUUAGUUCCUUACAUGAAAACGAAGCAAUCAAAUGAUCAGCGUGAAAUUAAGCGGGAAUCGUCAUCAACUACUGGAUCAUCUUCUAGUUCAUUAAUGUCAACUAAAGCAUCUUCAUCAUCAUCAACGACAAUGACGAAAACAACACCAACAACAGUUACUGCAACGAAGAAGAGGAGUUUCGAUAUUGAUUCAUUGGUUAAUGAUGAUAAAUUCACUGAUGAUGCAGGUAAAAAGAGUCGAUUACAUUCUGAAAUGUUGUCAGAAUUCAAUGCCAACAAUUAUCACCAUCUUACAGAAUCAUUCCCUUUACUCAAUUCUCUUUCACCUUUAAGCCUGACAUCGUCUUCCAAUCGAUUAAUAUCACCGCCAUCUCCGAAUAGUCAACCAAGUGCUUUUCGCAAAGUUGACAAAACGAAUCGCCAAUCAAGUGGAAUCAAUCAUACACUUAAUCAUAGUAUACCUUCACAUCAAUCUUCACAAUUAACUAAUCAUCAACCUUCACCUUCACAUCAGUUUGAUUUUGCUUCAUUAACGUCACUUUAUAGUAGAGGAUUAAAUUGUGAUCUGACAUCAUCUCUAUUCCCUGGUCAUCCGAGUUUUGUGCCAACAGGAUUGACUAAUCCACUUUUAUCUCCAACCCAACCUCCCACUCCAUCAUCAUCAUCUUCAGGCUCAUCAAUUCAAGCUCCAGGUUCCCAUUUGUUUGCUGCAGCCGCGGCCGCCGCAGCAGCAGCCGCAUCGAUAGCGGGACCAAUUCCUUCAUCCCCAUCGCCUUCUCCUUCUGGGAGAGGUGAAAGUGUCACCGGUGGGACAGGAGGACCAGGGGCUGGAUCAAUAGUCUCUUCAGCUGUCCCAACAUCUUCCCCAUCACCUUCAUCAUCAGUAACUGGAAACAAUUCGAGCAAUUCCAAAUCAAUGAUUCCACCGUCACUGUUACCAUUUUUACCUCCAUCAUUAGCAGCAUUGUCUUUCCCUCAGACAAAUUGGUGUGCGAAAUGUAAUGCAACAUUUAGAAUGACCUCCGACCUUGUUUAUCACAUGAGAAGUCACCAUAAGAAGGAAUUUACAACUGACCCAUUGAAAAAGAAACGAGAAGAAAAAUUAAGAUGCAAUAUUUGUGGUGAAUCGUUCAGAGAGAGACAUCAUUUAACUCGGCAUAUGACUAGUCAUCAAUGAGUAUUUCAUGGAGACAAUCAAUUCACCAACUCAACUGACAUGAUGCAAAUUAAUUAAUUGCGACAUUUUUACAUAUUUUCAUCUUUUUAGUUCAUUGUUUCCAUUGAUUUGAAAAUCGUUCCACUCUUCUAGUCAAUUAGAAUCAAAAUCUGACAUUUAAUCUUCAAUCCUCGGAAUAGAAACAAACAAUUAUCAUUUCACCGACAAAAUUAUGUACAGUUUUUGAUUUUUAAAAAAGAAUCAAUUCCAUCUAAACGGCGAAUAAAUCUUAUCGAAUUGUCUUAUUGCAAUGAUGAAUUAAAUUCAAACCAAAUAUUAUGUUCAUAUUUGUUUUCUCAUUACAGUAAAAGUUUUUAUCCGAAUAUUAAAUUGUUUUGGUUCGGGUAUUUGAAGAUUUAAGUGUUCAAAUAAAGGAAAAGAAUUUUUUUUCAAUUCAUCAACCAAAUGAUAUUUUCGAGUUUCGACGAAUUUUCCCAACCGUAUGAGCGAAAAUUGUUCGCCCUGAAAAACACGAAACACUGAGAAUAAUCAACUAGAGCCCGUGAGGUUUGAUUAUAGACUAGGAUACGGAGAAAAUUAAAUCUUAUGAUACGAUAAAUGAACGCUCAUA